UGGAGAAAUCACCUCCAGAUAGCCCUGCUGGGUUGUCCGCUUGUGUUCCAACAAUCAGAGGCACUGAUCAUUCAAGUCUGUCAACUUCAGACUUCUCCUGGUGGCAGGCUCAUGCCAACACCGUGUUUCUCCCCACAUUAUCACACUCUGAUUUUCAGCGUGAGCCUGUUUCCUUCCAUAUACCAGAGACCUGUCUCUGGGGAGACUCUAUUACCAAGCACAUGGAGGCAAUGAGCCAUUCUUUCCUUGGCCUUAAUAUCCAGGAACUCUUGGAGAGACAAAUAAAAAAGAAAAUGGCCUUCCAGCAUUUAGAGAAGAAAGAGAAGGAAGAGGCAUCAUUCUCAAAACAAAUGUGGUCUGAGUACCAACAGACAUCUUCAGAGAAUUCACUGCAGUCGCUUGACACACAGGAUAGUACAGCCCUCCAAGCUGGCUGGAAUACUGAAAGCAAAUCAGAGCAGCUGCACAUUUGUCAGCAGCUCCCAUAUGUCAAGACUUUGGGGGAAAAUUUGCCACAGAAAUAUCACCAGCUCUUCUGGGGUCUUCCCUCCUUGCACAGUGAGUCCCUAGUGGCUACUCUCCUGGUUUCUAGUCGUGGUUUCCCACUAGAGCCUCAUUUCAUCUUAUUCAACGGAAUCUAUAAUACUUCUGCAGUCAAAAUGCAGGAUCAAGAAUCUUCGCCACUUCUUCAUUCUCACCCCCGCCCCCUCCCCAGUGUACAUCCGCAACCCUUGCCUCAAACUAUGCCCCAAUCCCAGCCCCUAAUUUUCAGUCAGGUCUGGCCCCAGGUCCACCUUCAAUCCCGACUCCCAAUUCUACCGUCUUCCCCAUCCCAGGUUGGGGACUGUGGAGUGUCUUUCCAUAGAUUCCAGAAUGAGUCAGACUUUCACAUUGCAACUGAAAAUCAAUACCUGGAACGGCAUGUAUUGCAGAAACAGAAGGGAAGUUUCUGCGGUUUAGUUCCUGUGCUCCAAAAAUCUCAAGAAGCCACUUGUCCUCAAGCUCCCAACCUCCCAUUAGUCAGCCGGUCUCCCCACACCUAUGUACCAGUCUCCAUCCUUCCUGGCCAUUUUCAUAUUAUCCCAGGAGAACCCCAGGAAAAAUUGGAGCUCCAUGUUCCAAGGAGACUAAUUCCUCGCUGGUAUCUCCAAGCCUGUAGGAAUCUAGAGUCAACAACAUUGACGGUGCCUCAGUGUAAAUUAACAGAAGUACCUCAGCAGAAAAGCACACAUGUUCACUUACAACUCUCUGAGCUUCAGGGCCAGAGUAGAAACGAUGUAGGGAAAAGUCAGUUAGGUCUCCCAGGAAGUUUUCAUGAGAGGGUUCCAACACAGUUUCAGCUAAGGAAUGACAUGAGGAAGAAUCUUGGGUAUAUUUUAGAGAAGGGCCCAGAAGACAGCCCACAAAGGGUUUCAGGAUGCUACCUAGUACACAAUCUAAGGGCUGCCUUGGAGACAAAAAGUAACUGUGUGUGUCACUCAAGGAAUCACCUGGGGAAUGAAUUAUUAAAUGUCUCAAGGAAGGACACAGACUGGAAUCAAACAAAAACCAUUCUUAGAUUACAUGUGAGCACGAAGUCUUGGCAGAUCACUGCGGGUAGGAUUCCUAUAGGUGUGUGUCGUUCAUGGCUGGCUGAUGACAGUACAUGGCCUCUUUCCGGGAGUUCUCAGACCAAUAUGGAAGACACAAAUUCAAAAAACACAAUGGUAGGUAAGGUCUACAGCCAGAUUAGCACUCUAGAGCUUUCUUUUCUUGAUCCCAAUACCCUAAAAGUACUCGAAGCCCAUAUUUUAAGGUUUCGUGUGAGUCAGAGGUGGGGACUGCCUCUCAAGGUUCUUGAAUCCAUAAAAUUCUAUAUAUUGAGAGAAACCAAAACAUGGCCUCUCCCCCAGUUUGACUUUCCCUCCUCAACCAUCCAUAUUUCUGGGGUGGAUUCCAAAGGUGAGGUUUCCAAGCUCCUUGAAGGAAGCUCUAAAACUUCUCAGGGAAGCAAGGUAAGAACUACAAAUUCAGUCACCAUGCUGGAUCGUCCUCUCCCUGUUAUCUCAUCUGUGGGCAAUGAAGGACAGGGGACUCUGCAACCAUCACACUCUGAUAUCGACCAGAAGCUUGCAGGAAACAUCCAGACAAUUGAGCGUGGCAGACAGACUUUUCAGCUCCUCACACACAGAGACAAAGACAAAGUGAGUCAGAGGGAGACUGUACGAGACAACAGAUGCACUUCAGAGGUGCCCAUAAGGCAAGCUGGGGGUAGACAUGAGCCAAGGGAUGAGAAUGUGAACUCCAGUGAUAGAGUGGAAAUGAUUCAGGGCCAAAAGAUGUGGGAGAAGAAUUUAGAACAUUCUUUCAUGUCCAACAUGCCCAGUGAGACAUUCAAGGCCAAGAAGCUGUGUGCUCUUAAAUCACGAUCUUGUGACAUCUUGACAACCAGCAAGUUGGAAAGCUCCCAAAUGACAAAUGUCAAUACAAAUAAAGUAGAAACUACUCUGACCACUCAAUUUCCCUCACCAAAAAUGUUUGUUCCUCAAGACUCUAAAGUAUCAGACCUGCACAAACAGCUUUUCAGUGAGUUAAAGUUUAAACUGGAGAGUGAGAAGCAUAGCCUGGCUCAACACUGUCCCACUGACAUGCCCCUGACUUCAGACAGCUUGCCUUCCAAGUCUUCACUGACUCAUGCCCAGGGUAUCUCCAGUGGGGACACAGCGGCUUCCCAGGUGCUGCAUGUCCACCUGGAGGACAGCGGGAUCAGCACAGAGCAGUGGCGGGAUCCCUCUAAGCACGUCUUAUGGAAGUGCCCAGAUAAGAGAGUGAGACCUCUGGGCUCCAAAGCAGGGGAAUACAGAAGUGAGGAUUCAGGAAAAGGGACAUCUAAAGCCAGAAAGAAGAGCCACCCUGUUGAGAACCAAGAAUUAAAGGACACUUCCCCAUCUCUGUCACAGAAUGAACAGCUUCCUCCUGAAAGUUACUUCAAAAAAAAGAUGAGGCAAUUUUUUCAGUGGAUUGAUUGUAAAAGAAAAAUCAAAGACCAGGAAAGUCCCCAGCAAAAAGCCAAAUUCAUGUCAACCUCUGUGCAGCAUCAAGACUCAGUUGAAAGUGCAGCUGUCUUUGUGAAUUAUGGGCCUCCUGAAGCUCAGGAGCUCAUGACAGCCAUUGGGAAGAUCCUAGAGGAGAAACUGGCACAUAGGUUCGAAUCUGAGACCUCGGAGUUAAGUCAGCACAAGAAGGAACUUCAGACCCAGGGAGAACCUGACCAGGCACAUCCUUUCAACUGUGGGGAUCUCUCUGACUCACAGCAAGAGGAAUGGGCAAGUACCAAGUCCUCUAACCAAGAAGAUGUUUCUGCUGACCAGAGUUGUCUUACAAGUGUCAGACAGAACAGAGACAGGAUCAGACAUCACCAGAAAGUUGUGGCCUUUGAAGACCAGGUAUUAUGCCAGACUCAACCCUCUUCCCUGUCGUCCAGGGAGCCUGUACUCCAUCCAAGCCCCACCUGCAUGCACGAAGAAUGCCAGGUCCCUUCGGCCACUCUCACCCCUGAUAAAGGCACUGUGUUCAGAGAUUUGAGUCUUCUAUUCAAACCGAAAUUGCUUCUCCAGCACUUCCAGGGAGAAAAAAUUUCCCCAUAGAACUCAUUCAGUCCUUGAAAAAACUUGCAGAUUUCAUGAUAACACAUCUUCUGAUGAGAACAAUUUUUCUUUAGUAUACAACCGAGAAUAUUGA
This is a messenger RNA of Vicugna pacos (alpaca), 3720 nucleotides long. Its product is annotated as spermatogenesis-associated protein 31D3-like. NCBI's taxonomy places the organism in Eukaryota, Metazoa, Chordata, Mammalia, Artiodactyla, Camelidae. The record is from RefSeq and is a predicted model, not a curated record.